AUUGCCCUGAAGAGACUGGCGGCACCAAGGAUGUGCAGGUUACAGACUGCAAGAGUCCCGAAGACAGCCGACCCCAAAAAGAGACGGGCUGCUGCAAUCCGGAGGACUCUGGGCAGCUGAUGGCUUCCUAUGAGGGUAAAGCUAUGGGCUACCAGGUGCCUCCCUUUGGCUGGCGCAUCUGUCUGGCUCAUGAGUUUACAGAGAAGAGGAAACCCUUUCAAGCUAACAACGUCUCCCUAAGCAACAUGAUAAAGCAUAUAGGCAUGGGCUUGAGGUACCUGCAGUGGUGGUACCGGAAGACCCAGGUGGAAAAGAAGACACCUUUCAUCGACAUGAUCAAUUCUGUACCCCUAAGACAGAUUUAUGGUUGUCCUUUGGGUGGCAUCGGGGGAGGCACUAUUACCCGUGGCUGGAGAGGCCAGUUCUGUCGUUGGCAGCUUAACCCUGGAAUGUAUCAGCACCGGACAGUCAUCGCUGACCAAGUAAGAGCCAGGAGGUGGAGAGGCCAGGACAAUACCUCCCCAGGCCAAGAAGGAAGGACCUCUUGGCUAGUGUAGGAGGUAGCAGUUAGAUGUGAAUAAGAUUCAAUCUAAUAAGUACUCUCAGGAUGCUUCCUGUGUGCCCAGCCCUGAGCUAGGAUAUACUGUAGGAAUAAGACACACACAAGCACACAUUCCUUGAAAGAGUAAACAGACCUGGCAUUUCUCUAGUAAAUGCCUCCUGUCUACCUCACCGUCCCAACCCAACUAGCUGAGGCAGCCUCCAACCACAGAGAAUGCAGAGAAUUCCCAAAUCACUUAACCUGGCUGAAAGAACAUUUGGUAGGACUGGAAGGGAAAAGAAAACCCAAAGUCUAUAAACUCAUGGGAAAAAAAGACAUGUAGUACAAGGUUCCUCACCCUGAUUGAGGAACCUUCACCAAAGUUCAGCUCCUCUGCUGAUCACUCCCCUGGAGGUCUCUCUGGCUUAGGGUCUAAAAAGCUCCUUCUCUCCUAGGCUUAGAUCUCCAGCCUUCUUCCCUCUUCUGAAGCUUCACUUUUUUCCUUUUGCUCCUGCAUCACAUCUGGGCCUUAAAUUGCCAGAAGUAUGUGGCUUGCCUUUCAUCAUAUCUCUCUAGUUGACCGCCCCUUUAGAGUUGUCUAGGAAGUUCCUCUUUCCUGGCUUCAGCAUUCAGCCUCAUCUUCAAAGGAAAAAUGACUAGCAAAUCUUUAGUCCAAUUAAUGGCAAUGCCCUUCCUGGUUCACGUUUACCAGCCCUGCCCAUGUCCCAAGAUCCCUCUCUGCCUCAUCCCUUAGGUAUCCUGAGGGGAAUGGCUUCCGGAAUUCUGACUCUACAAUUAAAGUAAUUAUUGCAUGCUUAACAUGUGCUAGACACUGUGCUAGGCUCUUUGUAUACUGUUUAAUAUUAAAAACAAUCCUACAAGGGAAGUACCACUAUUAUGCUCAUUUUGCAGAUGAGGACACUAAGAUCCAGAGAGGUUUAGUAACAUGCGCAAGGUCACAAGUUCACAGUGUGCCUGCGUCGGGAAGGGCAGACUGUGUACCAGCAAGUCCUGUCCCUGGAGCGCCCAAGUGUCCUCCGCAGCUGGAACUGGGGCCUGUGUGGGUACUUUGCUUUCUACCACGCCCUCUAUCCCCGAGCCUGGACUGUCUAUCAGCUUCCUGGCCAGAAUGUCACCCUCACCUGCCGUCAGAUCACACCCAUCUUGCCCCAUGAUUACCAGCAGCCUGCCUGUAGGAGUCUUUGUGUGGGACGUGGAAAAUGAAGGGGACGAAGCUCUAGAUGUGUCCAUCAUGUUCUCCAUGCGGAAUGGACUGGGGGGUGGAGAUGAUGCCCCAGGGGGUUUGUGGAAUGAGCCCUUCUGUCUGGAGCGUGGCGGGGAAACUGUCCAGGGGCUGCUGCUGCAUCAUCCAACCCUUCCAAACCCCUACACGAUGGCUGUGGCUGCACGAGUCACGGCAGAUACCACGGUAACCCACAUCACAGCCUUUGACCCUGACAGCACGGGGCAGCAGGUGUGGCAGGAUCUACUUCAGGAUGGACAGCUGGACUCUCCCACUGGCCAAAGCACCCCUACGCAGAAAGGUGUAGGCAUUGCUGGAGCUGUGUGUGUUUCCAGCAAGUUGCAACCUCGAGGCCAGUGCCGCCUGGAGUUUUCACUGGCUUGGGACAUGCCCAGGAUCAUGUUUGGAGCUAAAGGCCAAGUCCACUACAGGCGGUAUACAAGGUUCUUUGGCCAGGAUGGAGAUGCAGCACCUACCCUCAGCCACUAUGCACUGUGCCAAUACCCAGAGUGGGAAGAGAGGAUCUCAGCUUGGCAAAGCCCGGUAUUGGAUGACAGAUCACUGCCUGCCUGGUACAAGUCUGCGCUGUUCAAUGAACUAUACUUCCUGGCUGAUGGAGGCACAGUAUGGCUGGAAGUUCUUGAGGACUCCCUACCAGAGGAGCUGGGCAGAAACAUGUGUCACCUCCGCCCCACCCUACGAGACUACGGUCGAUUUGGCUACCUUGAGGGCCAGGAGUACCGCAUGUACAACACAUAUGAUGUCCACUUUUAUGCUUCCUUUGCCCUCAUCAUGCUCUGGCCCAAACUUGAGCUCAGCCUACAGUAUGACAUGGCUCUGGCCACUCUCAGGGAGGACCUGACACGACGACGGUACCUGAUGAGUGGGGUGAUGGCACCUGUGAAAAGGAGGAACGUCAUCCCCCAUGAUAUUGGGGACCCAGAUGAUGAACCAUGGCUCCGUGUCAAUGCAUAUUUAAUCCAUGAUACUGCUGACUGGAAGGACCUGAACCUGAAGUUUGUGCUGCAGGUUUAUCGGGACUAUUACCUGACGGGUGAUCAAAACUUCCUGAAGGACAUGUGGCCUGUGUGUCUAGCUGUGAUGGAGUCUGAAAUGAAGUUUGACAAGGACCAUGAUGGACUCAUUGAAAAUGGAGGCUAUGCAGACCAGACCUAUGAUGGAUGGGUGACCACAGGCCCCAGUGCUUACUGUGGAGGGCUGUGGCUGGCAGCUGUGGCUGUGAUGGUCCAGAUGGCUGCUCUGUGUGGGGCGCAGGACAUCCAGGAUAAGUUUUCUUCCAUCCUCAGCCGGGGCCAAGAAGCCUAUGAGAGACUGCUGUGGAAUGGCCGCUAUUACAACUAUGACAGCAGCUCUCGGCCUCAGUCUCGUAGUGUUAUGUCUGACCAGUGUGCUGGACAGUGGUUCCUGAAGGCCUGUGGCCUAGGAGAAGGAGACACUGAGGUGUUUCCUACCCCACACGUGGUCCGUGCUCUCCAAACUAUUUUUGAGCUGAACGUCCAGGCCUUUGCAGGAGGGGCCAUGGGGGCUGUGAAUGGGAUGCAGCCCCAUGGUGUCCCUGAUAAAUCCAGUGUGCAGUCUGAUGAAGUCUGGGUGGGUGUGGUCUACGGGCUGGCAGCUACCAUGAUUCAAGAGGGCCUGACUUGGGAGGGCUUCCAGACAGCUGAAGGCUGCUACCGUACCGUGUGGGAGCGCCUGGGUCUGGCCUUCCAGACCCCAGAGGCAUACUGCCAGCAGCGAGUCUUCCGCUCACUGGCCUACAUGCGGCCACUGAGUAUCUGGGCCAUGCAGCUAGCCCUGCAACAGCAGCAGCACAAAAAGGCCUCCUGGCCAAAAGUCGAACAGGGCACAGGACUAAGGACAGGGCCUAUGUUUGGACCAAAGGAAGCCAUGGCAAACCUGAACCCAGAGUGAGCCGUCUGAACUGUGGGAGGGAAGUGCUAACAGCCCAGCCUCCAGCCUGGCCUUUCCUCCUUCCCCUCUGAACCUCCUGCAGCCCUGAGCCAUCAGGACAAUCAUACCCCUUCCCUUCUCUCCACCCAACUGUGCCAGUAAAUGGGGGUUGAGGGUGACCUAGGCAGCAUUAGAAUCACUUAUUUAUUUCUUUCCUCACCUGUUCCCUGACUGCAUGGAAUGUUCAGGGAGGUCAGUUGAUUUCCCCAGGUACAUUCAUGGCGUGACAGACACAUGGGUACAAAUAAAAGACCCAGAAAGCCA
Messenger RNA from Nomascus leucogenys (northern white-cheeked gibbon), 4019 nucleotides. RefSeq names its product glucosylceramidase beta 2 (gene GBA2). Gene Ontology annotation, biological process: glucosylceramide catabolic process; central nervous system development; carbohydrate metabolic process. Gene Ontology annotation, cellular component: membrane. The transcript has 17 exons. NCBI's taxonomy places the organism in Eukaryota, Metazoa, Chordata, Mammalia, Primates, Hylobatidae. The record is from RefSeq and is a predicted model, not a curated record. Bases 1488 to 3716 code for a protein of 742 amino acids. Gene Ontology annotation, molecular function: beta-glucosidase activity; glucosylceramidase activity.